AUGAGCGGAUACGGGAACAACCCGUAUGCCCACGGCCAGGGCAAUCAAUGGUACGGCGAGGAGAUGGUCGAGAUGGACGAGCGCGACCAGCAGCAGCAGCACCAGCGUUCCGAGAGCUACGACCGAGUCGCUCCGAGAGCCGCCGUCAAACCCGUCCGGCCGGGCCUCGCCCUGAACAACAGCAACUACAGCAGCAACAACAUCAGCACCACCACCACCGCCGUCGCCAGCACCGACUACAACGGCCCCUACACCCCCUACAGCCCGUAUAGGAGGUCCAUGGCCGAGUCCUUCGUCACCAGCCCCGGCGACUCGCGGUCCGCCACCCCGUCUCUGGCCACCCUAAAGUACCAGAAUCAUCACUUUCAGAGCCACGCCAGCUUGACUGAGCUCGUGAGCCAGCCCUCAUCCCCCGUGCUCGCCAAAGACUGGGUGCAGCCCGGCUCUAUUGCCCGCCUGCAUGACCGCGACGAUGCCGAUAUCUGGAAGGGCUGGAAGCGAUGGCUGUUCCAUCUCGUGCCCAUCCUGACCUUUGCCAACAUGGGCCUGUACAUCGCCUACCUGGCUCUCCGCAUUGCCUGCGUGAUCUUCGCCCAGAAUGUCAACCACAUGGCCUUCCCCGGUGCCUGGGUUUUUAUUGCCAUUGAAAUCGCCGUGUCUAUUCCCUCGCUGAUGCACAACUGCUGGACCAUGAUGGCCAUGAAGAAGAGAUCCCGUGCCAAGCUGAGGCUGACUGGUGACGAAGUCCCCACCGUUGAUGUCUUCAUCACCUGCUGCGGUGAGGAAGACGACGUUGUCAUGGACACCUUCCGUGGCGCCCUGGACCAGGACUACCCUCGCGACCGCUUCCGUGUCAUCUUGCUCGACGAUGGUGCGUCUGCCAGUCUGGAAGAUGCUGUCAACCAACUCGGACAGACCCAUCCCAAUGUCUUUUACAUGGCCCGGAAGAAGAUCCCCGGUGUCCCCCACCACUUCAAGGCCGGUAACCUCAACUACGGUCUUGACCAGACUCGUCUGCUGCCAGGAGGCGCUGGCCAAUUCAUGGCUGCUCUCGACGCUGACAUGAUUCCAGAGCAGGAAUGGCUCCGCGCCGUUCUUCCCCACCUACUCAUCGACCCUAAGAUGGCCCUUGCAUGCCCUCCGCAGCUGUUUUAUAACACCCCGCCUUCGGAUCCUCUUGCCCAGAGCUUGGACUUUUUCGUCCACGUCAUCGAGCCAAUCAAGGACGCAAUGGGUGUCGCCUGGUGCACUGGUUCUGGUUAUAUUGUUCGCCGUGACGCUCUCGACGAAAUUGGCAACUUCCCGCUCGGCUCUCUUGCUGAAGAUGUCGCAACCUCGACUCUCAUGCUCGGCAAGGGAUGGCACACCGCAUACGUUCACGAGCCGCUCCAGUUUGGUACUGUCCCCGAUGACUACGGCUCCCACUUGAAACAGCGUACUCGUUGGGCCAUUGGAACCGUUGAUACUGCUGUCAAGCUCAAGUUUUCUCUCUUUGGCGAGGCUGUGCGCCAAAUGAGCGUCGCCCAGCGCUUUUCCGGUUUCCUCUAUGCUACGCUGAGUGUCUACACCAUCUUGCUCACUGCCUCCAUGUUUGCCAUUCCCAUUAUUCUCUUGUGGGGUAAGCCUCUUGUGGCCUAUGCCAAUGACGAGCAGCUCCGAUGGCUCAUGCGUGCCUGCUUUGCUGCCACCCUGUCCAACCGUCUUUGCGAGUUUGUGCUCUUCAUCCCUGCCGGUUACCACACCGGACAGCGUGGAUCUCGCUACCAGCUUUGGAUGGCCCCUUAUAUCGCCUUGUGCAUUGUCCGCGCCUUUAUCCUGCCUACAUGGCUCGGCGGUCAAGCCCAAGCCUUCAAGCCGACUGGUUCGCUGAGCUCAGCUCUCGAGGAACGUGACCCCAAACGCAGAAAGAACAUGUUUGUUCGUUUGACGACGAUCCUGUUCAACUACAUGGCUAUCUUUCACCUAUCGUUUGUAUACGUGACUGUGGCAGCUGUCAUUUUGUCGUCGUAUCGCUGCUUCUUCCAGCAGUCUGGCUUCAAGGACGUGUUUAUUUGUCUCAUGACGCAUGCAUUCUGGCCGCCGUGCACUUUCCUGUUUAUUUGCACCUCGCUUUGGAUUCCUGUCUCGUAUGCCAUCGACCCCCCAUCGAUGCCAGACCGGGAGGACCUGUUGAAACGCGACUCCAAGACCGGCGUUGCCCACCCCACAAGUAAGAGCAAGCGCAUCGCCUUUGGCGGACAAGCCGCCUGGUUCGAGCUCGAGUACACGGUGGCUACAGCCUGGACCAUUGUGGUCUUUGUCUACUCUUUCUUCUUCUAA
This is a messenger RNA of Talaromyces rugulosus, 2319 nucleotides long. RefSeq lists its product as uncharacterized. The coding region runs from base 1 to 2319 and encodes 772 amino acids. Lineage: Eukaryota; Fungi; Ascomycota; Eurotiomycetes; Eurotiales; Trichocomaceae. The record is from RefSeq and is a predicted model, not a curated record. The transcript has 3 exons.